Molecule: messenger RNA, 4269 nt
Organism: Caenorhabditis angaria
Lineage: Eukaryota; Metazoa; Nematoda; Chromadorea; Rhabditida; Rhabditidae
Source: the annotation of a GenBank genome assembly
AUGUUGCUCAUAAUUUUGCUGCUCUUUUUCUUGGGUUACGGUAGUUCGGAUACGGUAACUCCGCAAGACGGCGAUGUGAUUAUUGCGAAUCUUGCGUUGCCUCCGCAUGGUUGUAAGAAUUUUGGAGCUUGCGGCGAGACAAACGGUGCACCAAGCUAUGAAAUCGUGAACUCGACGAACACUUCGCGAACUUUGGAGUACACUUGCGCUGACGCUGAUUGCGUAUGCGUGAAUGGCACAACAAAUAGUGCGACGGCGAAUUGCGACACUUUGGUGGACACGUGCAUUUCUGUACCCUGCGCAAAUGCGAAUGACACGUGUCAAAAUGUGGGAAUCGGAAGUUUUGAGUGCAGUUUUGCCGAGGAUUCGGCGUGUGCUGAGAGUCCUUGCAAAAAUGGAGCGACUUGCAGCAAUUUGGCGGAUGGUUAUAGUUGCGAAUGUGCUGAUGGAUAUUUGGGAACGAAUUGUGAAAGUGAGUUGGGGGGCCGAAAUCCACGUGGCACAAUUUUAGGAGUUUUAGAAAAGUUCACAAAAUUAGAACUAAAAAUUCUUGAAGCUCGGGAUUACUGUAGAAAAAUCCACGUGGCACAAUUUUUGCAGUUUCAAAAAAUAAAAAUAGUGAAGUUCACAAUUUUCAGAAUUCCUGGGUUACUGUAGUUUCAGAAAAAUCCACGUGGCACAAUUUUAGAAGUUUUAGAAUUUCGUGCAGUUUUGAAUAUCAGGAUUACUGUUGGAAAAUCCACAAUUUCUGCAAUUAAAAAAAUAGAAAUACUGAAGUUCACAAUUUUUAGAAUUCCUGGGUUACUGUAGCUUCCGAAAAAUCCACGUGGCACAAUUUUAGAAGUUUUUUUCCAUGAAAUUUGGAACUCCCGGAUUACUGUAGGUUGAAAGAAAUCCACGUGAAAUCAUUUUUUUUGGAAGUAUAAUAUUUAUGAAAAUCGGAAUUGUGAAUUUCAACUAAUUUUUCAAAUUCCCGGGUUACUGUAGCUUCAGAAAAAUCCACGUGGUACAAUUUUAGGAAUUUUAGAUUUUCGAAAGAAUUGGAAAAUAAGAAUCUAAAAUUCAAAAUUUCAAGCUUCCGGAGUACUGAAGCUCAAAAAUCCAACAUUUUUUUCCAGCCAAAGACGUCUGCUACAAAAUCUACUGUCAAAACUCUGGAACAUGUGUCCCAGUGCUCCAAAACUCCCAAUUCUACUGUAAUUGUACCUACGGCUUCCAGGGCAGAUAUUGUGAAAAAACAUCGGUUACAGUCAGGUAAAUCGGAAAUUUUCUGAGCGGCAAACAUCUGAAUUUUACAGUACUCCGAAAUACGAAAAUUGUUGGCACUAUCAAAGCUCGCUGGCAAAUUAUGAGCUGAAAUUCAGCGACAGUAAGAUGACGGUGGAGAAAUGUCAGAAUUAUGCAAGAAGUUUUUCACCUCAAAAAUAUUUGAAGUUGUGUGAGUUCCUCUAAAUUGCAAAAUUUCCACGUGGAAUCUGAAAUGUUUCAGUUCUGUGUGAAACUUGGUGUGCUGUCGCAACUUCAGACAUUCUGAAUUCCACUGCUUGGUCCACAGAUUCCGGGUGCAAAUCCAAGUGUCCCGGAAAUUCUUCGGAAAAAUGUGGGAAAUCCGAGAAUCGUGUGAUUAGUUAUAGCUUUCAGAAAGAUGGUGGGUCACUGUAAAUCCACGUGGAUUCAAGUUACUGUAGUGAAAAAUCCACGUGGAAUUUUUUGCAGUUGUUGAUCCAAAUGGAUGUGUUGCGUCAACUCAAUGCAACGCAAAUUCGGCGCAAGGAAUUUGCGUGGAUCAAAAUGGCACAUAUUCCUGCGCGUGUUCGCCCUAUUUUUCCGGCGCUGAAUGCGAUGUUGCGGUGGAAAAUGCGUGCGCUGCCACGGAAAAUCCUUGUCAGAACGGAGGAACUUGUAACUCGAUUGCUCAGACUAAUGGAUACACGUGUAGUUGUGUCGAAGGCUUUGUUGGAGAAAAGUGUCAAUGUGAGUUCUCUCCAGGCUCAGUUUAAAGCAGCUUUAGAAAAUUCCCAAUUGUUGUAAAAUCUUAGCUUAAUUAGACUUAGCUUAGCUUCACAGUUUUCUAGUUCAGAGAAAGAAUUCAGAAAAUUUCGAAAAGUAUUCACCGAAAUAUGAAAGCCCAUUGAAAAACUGAAAAAAACCCAAAUUCAAACCACGCGGGCUAGCGUCAACGCGGAGUCUCGUUGUUUUCUUUUUAUUUUUUUGCAAAUGUUUUUUUCUUGUGAAGUAUUCUGCAAUGGCCUUAUUAUACACGGGUGUUUCUCUAAACCCACUCAUUUUCAGACCCCGACCCUUGCUCCCCUUCUCCCUGCCUCUACGGUUCAACAUGCUCUCCCAACCCAUCAACCGGUUCCUACACUUGCGAUUGUCUCUCCCUAUACACCGGCCAAAAUUGUCAAUACCUCGACCGCUGCAACUACAGCAAUCCAUGUGUUCACGGUCACUGUUCCUGUGACUCAAGUUCUAUUGAUCCAAGUUAUACGUGCACUUGUGAAAACGGUUGGAACAACACAAAUUGCGAUACUGAAAUCAAUUAUUGCGAUUCGACGCCGUGUCAAUUCAACAGUACGUGUACUGCAUUCUUUGGCGGAUAUAAUUGUACAUGUUUGGCGGGUUUGGAGGGCAAUAAUUGCGAGAAGAUUAUUGAUCAGUGCAAGAAUCAUACUGUGAAUGGCGUGGGACCGUGUAAUACGAAGGAUAGUUUGGCGAAUUGUACGACUGGGAUUAACACUUUUAGUUGUUCGUGUAGUGAGAAAUGGACCAAUACGUAUUGUGAUUUGAGUGAGUUUAGGGGAGGAGGGAAAGCCUAGGAGAGCUUAUCGAGAAUAUCCCUUUUUCGUCUGGCGUCUCUUCUGCACGCACAACAUUUUUCCAGAUAUUUUAAUCGAGCAAGUCCUUGUUGCAAUCUACGGUUAUAUGAACACCGACAUGAUCUCCCUACUCAAUGAUCUAAUGUCAAACCCCUCUGAAAUCAAAGACAUGGUUCCAUUCAUCACCGGCCUGCUAAACACAACCGAAAGAGAAGAUCUCAGUUGGAAUGUGGAAGAUCUCUUCAAUUGGGUCGCUUUCGAAGAUCAACGACUCGAUUUAUCUCGAGAUAUCUAUAAAUGGAAUGAUGUUGUGUUGGGCAAUUGUUUCACUUUCAAUCAUUAUUUUAAUAAUGUCACAUAUUUGAUGAGAAAUUCUGGAACACACGGCGGAUUUGCUGCAAAUAUGCGAUGUCGUCAAGAUGAAUAUGCACCUUGGUAUGAUACGGCUGCGAUUAAUGUGUUUAUUCAUUCGAGAGAUGAAUAUGUGUUUUCGGAAUCGGUUAGAUAUAAUGCUCCGCCGAAUGCCAAGAGUAAUAUUAAUAUUUAUAAUGUGAGUUAAAGACAGCUAGUCAGUUGGAAAAGUGGGCGGAGUCUGUUCAUAUCCCUUUUUCGUCUCACGUCUCUUCUGCACCCACACGCUAAUUUAUACUCUCUCGUUAUCUCUCACGUGCGUGCAGAAGAGACACGAGACGAAAAAGGGAUAUUUAAUUCCCACAAAAAAGUUUUUGAACAACAAAAUAUUUUUUUUUCGCUGUGAUAUUUAUGUGUUUUUGGCCCAAGCCAUUUUGGGGUAAAUAUAACAUUUUGAAAUUUUCCAGACUUAUUACACCCGUCUCGGCGGCAAAUACGGAGCCUGUGUGAAAAAAGCCUCUGAAGUCAAAGCCUACUAUUAUCCACUAGCCUAUACCACUGAUGGUUGUCUUCGAACCUGCUACCAAGACAUGAUCUAUGCGGCUUGCAAUUGUAUGGAUCCACGUUAUCCGCAAGCUGACAACGUUACCACGUGUCAACUGGCGGAUCGAACUUGCGUCACUGACGCAUCGGAUUCCGCGGGUGAUCCAUCCACGUGGAAAUCGUGCUUGUGUCCUUUGCCUUGCUCAAAUCAACAAUACUCAGUGACCUGGAGUAAGGCGAAUUUUGUUGCAUCGCCGCAGUCUUGUGCCUCCGCAGCGAAUCAAACAGCAUGUUUGGAGACGUAUCGGGAUAGUUUGCUGGUUUCGAUUUUGCUACCACGACUGGAUUAUAAGAUUUAUGCGGAGGUUCCGAAAAUGGAUGUGGGUUUUGGGAAAGUGUCCUCUAAAUAAGGCCCUGUUUUUUUUUGCAGUUUAACAAAUUUCUAUCACAACUUGGCGGACAAUUGGGAGUUCUGAUGGGAAUCAAUCUGGUCUCAUUUUUCGAGAUACUUUUUUUGAUAUGUGGUUUGGUUAUGGUGUGUUGCAAAAAAUAUUGA